Molecule: messenger RNA, 816 nt
Organism: Phragmites australis (common reed)
Lineage: Eukaryota; Viridiplantae; Streptophyta; Magnoliopsida; Poales; Poaceae
Exons: 2
Coding region: 1-816 (271 amino acids)
Molecular function (GO): nucleic acid binding; zinc ion binding
Source: RefSeq, a predicted model, not a curated record
AUGGAGGAUCAAGGCGUCUUGGAAGCAGUCGAGCUAGUGGCCGGUGCGGCCAUCAACGAGAAGAAGGACAAGAAGGCGAGGUCGCAUCUCUUUCAAAUGUUGAAGAGCGACUUCAACAUCAUGCGCAUGCAGAAGGGAGAGACGCUGAACCAGUAUGCUGGAAAGCUCAACACCAUGUUUGUCAGGUACACCAAUCAGGGGGAGACGCUCGACGAUGCUAUAUUGGUCAAGAAGCUAUUUGACACCGUGUCGGAUUGUUUCUUGAGUGUGAUCAUCGGGCUCGAGCAGUUCUAUGACCUUGACACCAUGCCAUUCGAGGAAGUCAUGGGGUGGUUGAAGACUUUUGAAGAAUGUGCUCACCCACGUGCAUCCAGCAGCAACAGCAAUGGCGACAGUCAGCCUUUUCUCACUCAGGCUGAGUGGCAGGUGCGGCAGAAGAAGGACGAUGGUGACUCGUCAUCAAGCAACAAGGGCAAAUACCACCCUCCUUCAGAUAGCAACCGCGGUCGGGGUGGUCUUGGUUGUGACAGAGGCCAUGGCAGAGGUGGUCACGGUGGUACAUUGCAUAAUUACAAGGAGAGCGGCUUGGGCGGUGGUCGCCGCAACAAGAGUCACAUUAAAUGUUACAAUUGCUACAAGAUGGGGCACUAUACGAAUGAGUGCAUGGCACCAAAGAAGAAGGAGGAAGAGAAAGGAGAGACACACCUCACACGUACUGAUGACACCGAGCCGACCUUACUGCUCGCAAUGUCAGAGGAGACUGCACUGUGGCUACAGCAAAGGCGGGAUGUCUUGUUGCUGAAUGAGGAGAAGUGA